This is a messenger RNA of Pochonia chlamydosporia 170, 813 nucleotides long. Its product is annotated as alpha/beta hydrolase fold family protein. The record is from RefSeq and is a predicted model, not a curated record. The transcript has 4 exons. The coding region runs from base 1 to 813 and encodes 270 amino acids. Lineage: Eukaryota; Fungi; Ascomycota; Sordariomycetes; Hypocreales; Clavicipitaceae.
AUGCCUACGAUUCAAAUUGACGACCAAGAGCUGUAUUACAGCUGGAAUCCGGCUGGCGAUGGGCCAAUUUUACUUUUCAUUCAUGGGUUGGGGUCGAGCAAUUCAUUCUAUGCACCAAUUAUUCCGGGAUUAGUGCAGAAGGGCUUUCCAUGUUUGGCAUUUGAUACACCAGGCAGUGCCUUGUCAACAUACAGAGGCAGAGACAGCGAUGGCGAAGCACUAUGCGGUGCUGCUGUAGCUCUCAUCGCAGCCCUUGAGCUCGAUGCCAAACGAAUAAUUGUCAUCGGGCACUCAAUGGGGGCCAUAGUAGCCAGCGAGAUUGCUCUUCAUCUAGGUCUCUUGGGAGUUGUUCUCAUUGGGCCUGUGUAUCCGUCGCCCGCGCUAGCAGGGGUGUUUGAUGCUCGGAUCAAGCUUGUCGAGAAUGAGGGCAUGGAGGGCGUGGCCAAGGUCGUUCCAUUUGCAGCCACAGGUCCCAAGGCAACGACUACGCAGCAGGCUUUUAUUCGAGCCCUCCUGUUAGCUCAAACAGCUGAAGGAUACAAGUCGCUGUGUCGAACGAUCUCCAACGCCAAACGACCGCGGUAUGAAGAUAUCAAGUGUCCUCUGCUUAUUAUUGCCGGUUCGCAUGAUAAAACGGCGCCGCUUACGGGGUCGCAAGAGAUUUUGAACAGCUGGGGAGUAGAGGCUGGUUUCAAGAGAAUUGAGAUACUGGCGGAAGUCGGGCAUUGGCAUUGUAUUGAAGCAGCUGAGGAUGUGGAAUCCUUGGUGAGCGCAUUCGUUGAUGGGAUCCGCGUCACUAUGAGCGGAGCAUAA